ACGAGACGCCCAUCACGGGGGGCCAGCUGCAGGGCAUUCCCUAUCCGCGUGCUCGGUCGGAAAUGGCCCUCUUUUCCCUUUCCUCUAUUGGACUGAGCCGCUGUCAGUCGAUUUCCCUCACGCUCAACACCGUCCGCCUCUCCGGUUCUCUGUCUGCUGAGACCGCCGUCAUAUUGGCUGCUAGGAGCAGCAGCGAUCACGGCAGAGAAGAAGACCCCCACCAUGAUGAAGAACGGGUUGUCGCGGCGCUUAAAGAAUAAUUUAGCUUUUUAAUAAUUUUGAUUAGUAUUUAACGAAUGAAUUUGAAAAUAUUCGGGAUGAUACCAUCAAGUAUCCGCGUACGUUUAGUGCUUUCAUCCGACACCGUGGUCCGCAAGGGGGAUGUAUGCCUGACUUCUCUUAAUAGCCAUUUUUUGCAGACAAAGAGAGCUGUUGAAUAGGGCUUUCAAAAGGCACACGGUUAAAUCGUUUAUCAUCCCAUCCCUAAUUGCAGCCAACUGAAUACCCCUUCCCUCACCUCUCCCUACGGUGGCCUUCAGGUCCCAGGGGCUCCUAUUGAUGAAGAAAGUGGGCAACAUGUGGAGCAACCUGAAGAGCAAAUGCCAGACACUCUUUCACAACAGCAGUUCAGGACCCAGUGAAAGCAGGGUUGAGGCCGAUGCCGUCCACUGUGUGGUGGAUAUUGGCCAAGGCAGCUCAGGUGAACCUCAGGCAUCAGGAGCCUCUAGUCCAACUCGGAGCCUUCUGCCAGUGCCAAUGGUAACAGCAGGACGCCGCCAUCAUAACUGUGUGUCGGAUAUCCCACAGAUUGUAGAGAUUACAAUUGACAAGGACACUGAGGAUGUGCGGGGGGGAUCAGGUGGUGUUCCCCUGGCCCGGAGAGACUCCUAUUCUCGUCAUGCUCCUUGGGGGGGCAAGAAAAAACACUCAUGUUCCACUAAAACCCAGAGCUCUCUGGAAGCAGAUAGGCGGUCUGGGCGCUUACGGGGGAGUGGGAACCGUAGGGACAGGCGCUAUGGAGUCAGCUCCAUCCAGGAGAUGAGUGACUCUGUAUCUGGAGGACGCAGUCUGAAUGCUCGGUCUUUGCGCCAGCGGCUAAGUGAUACAGUAGGGCUGUGCUUACCCCUGCCCGCUCGCAGACGCACCCGCUCAUCUAAGAACCCGGUCACCUCCAAACGUAAGAUUCACCUGACAGAGCUCAUGCUGGAGACCUGCCCCUUCCCACCAGGCUCAGACCUUGCUCACAAGUGGCACUUGAUCAAGCAACACACAGCACCGGUCAGCCCGCAUUCCUCCACUGCCCUGCUGGAUGCCUUUGACCCGGCCCACCCCUCUCCUGAGGAUGAGGAGGAACGUCUGCGUGAGCGUCGCAGACUAAGCAUCGAGGAAGGUGUGGACCCACCACCUAAUGCACAGAUCCACACCCUGGAGGCCUCAGUGCCGGGCUCCUCUCUCUACAAACUGGGACCAAAGAUGGCUCCCGGCAUGGGAGAGGCCUCUGGGGAUGGCCGGGCCUCAGGCGCUGGCAGCUCUGUGGGUGCUGGAUUAUCAGGGGCCUGUGCGCAGGUGUUGGGGGCUGCAGCAUCAGCUCAGGACUGUGACUCUGAGGAGGAUUCGACCACCCUCUGUCUGCAGGCCAGGAGGCCCAAGCAGAGGCACGCCUCUGGGGACGGUCACCUGAGCAGGCAGCAACCUGGGCCCUGGAAGGUUCACACCCAGAUAGACUACAUCCACUGCCUGGUGCCAGACCUAUUGCAGAUCACAGCUCUGCCCUGCUACUGGGGCGUGAUGGACCGCUAUGAGGCUGAGGCACUGCUGGAUGGGCGGCCAGAGGGCACCUUCCUGCUCCGUGACUCAGCCCAGGAGGACUACCUCUUCUCUGUUAGCUUCCGCCGUUACAACCGCUCACUGCACGCCCGCAUUGAGCAGUGGAACCACAACUUCAGCUUUGACGCUCAUGACCCUUGUGUUUUCCACUCUUCCACCGUGACAGGACUGCUGGAGCACUACAAGGAUCCCAGCGCCUGCAUGUUUUUUGAACCGCUGCUUACGGCGCCUCUCCAUCGGACCUUUCCCUUCGGCCUGCAGCACCUGGCACGAGCCGCCAUCUGCCGCUGGACCACUUACGAUGGUAUAGGCUCUCUGCCGCUGCCCCCUGCCUUGCAGGACUUCCUCAAGGAGUAUCACUAUAAACAGAAAGUACGAGUUCGCUGGCUGGAGAGGGAACCGCCACUCAAGGUCAAAUAGGGUGGGCUUCUCCAUUGCCUGUACACACACUGCAGGAGGAUUACAGAACUUAAGAAAUUCCUCAUUAGCCAGUUAGAGGCUAUAUUGACAUGGCUCUCUGUCUGGUGGGGGAUGGAAUUUAAAUGUAACAAGCUAUACAAGAUUCAUUCUAAUCUUUGUUUUAGUUAUUACUUACAUCACAGAAAAUACAUAUGAUUAUAUUCAGUAUAACGCUGUCUGGCAAGCACAUGUUUUUGUGUUGAACAGGUUGUUUUGACAGGGAGGGAAGGCACAAAUAUCAGUGCUUUGUGUCUUUUCUCUCCUGCUUUGUGCUAAAUGUCUGCCUGAUCCCACAACAUCACCCUGCCUGUAGACCUGCCUGCAUGCCUCCCUUAUUCAUCCCAAAUUGCUAUUUAGGCCCACAUGGCUACAUUGUACAGUUCACUUAGUGCUUUCUCUAUUUUUUUUCUUCCUUAGCUUGUCAAAGCACCUAGUGGAGCACCUUCCCAAGAGGGUUUUAAUAUGUGUGUGGGUUGAGAGGGCAUCUGGAGAUGCUAUUGUUAUAUUGCAGUCAGAGCUUGUCCCAUGGAUUGAGCUACAUAAGGCACAUUCUUUGCCAUCUCUUUGCACGCAAGAGCAUCAGCUAAGCCAGGGACAGAUUCUGAGAGGGUCCAUAGAGUUCAGGACAGCACAUCAGGGAAAUGAAGUGCUUUCUAAGGACCAUUGUUACAGUUGUCACAGCAGUCAGUUAGUUCUUCAUUGGCCAUAGACUCUUGAGCUAAUUGCACACUUUUGUGCAUGUAUGCACACAGCUCAUUACACCCUGUAUGAAAUUAAGCUACUAGGGUAACAUUUUGAACAGUCUAGUGUCUUUAUGGAAUUCUGUUAUGAUUUUAUGUUUAGUUUUACACCUGCUUCCUUCAGUUAGCAUCUUUUGGUGGCAUCUAGCACACAGAAAGCUUCAGCCCUGCAUAUCCUGGUUGGUUAUUUUUCUUAAACAGACUCUUGUAACAUUGAAGCAGAUAGCUUUGCACUUUGGUUACUGUAAGGGAAGCUAACAAGUCUUCUCAAAGGAAUUGUGGGCAUGUAUGACAAGCUGUAGGUGAAGACAAAAGCUGAAAAUUCAAAAUGCCAGCGCCCCUUUAAACAUGACAAGGCUGGAUUCUAAAUGGGCAGGAGAGCUAGCCUCUAAUGAUACUUCAAAGACUUAACAAGAAUCUGCUUGUUAAAAUUGUAAAUGGCAACUCACAGGAUUAGAUUACCGUACCCUUUUCCUCCAUAAUUUAGAUUUCUUUCAAAAAAUCAUGUCAAAAUGUGAUGAGCUGUUUUUAAGAAAAGCAUUAUGUCACCAUCAGGAAAGACGUGAUAUAGCCUUUUCUUUGGUGUUGAUGUCGUCCAUCUUACAACUAUAUAACUAUAAGGUCUCAACCCCAAGAUAUCCCCUCAUUGCCUGGUUGCAUUUAUAGUCAUAGUGAAAGCAUUGAGUGCAGGCAACACUCAACUCUCGAGAGGUUGGCAUAUCUUUGAGAGCUUUAGUUAUGUAAUCUCAAUGAUUUCAGUUUUGUUGCAUGGGACAAAAGCACUGCUGGCUAGCCGGUCAUUUCUGUUUUGUUCUCAUUGUGAAGAGAAAAUAAGUGUAACCUAUGUGCCUUUUUAUAGAAAUUGUUCCAUAAUCAGUUGCUUUGUAGUCCAAACCUGCAACAGGAGGUGCUUCAACACAGUCCACUUAGACACCAUCAAAUGAGACUAAAGAGGAUAAUAACACAGAGGUGCAUGAGCUGUAAGCUCUCUUACUCAUGGUGCACGUUAAAAUUUUUCUAACGGAUAAAAUUUCAAUGGUGCUAUGUUGGUUAAGCUAUGACAGAUUAUUGAAGUGAUGAGUUGUUAGUUACAUCUGUUCUCACUCACUAAUGCAUGCAUUAGUCUCUCGCCACAUUAUGGCCUGUAUGAUAGUAUUAGGUUGUUAGUGGGUCCAAUGCCAGCCCUACUGUAGCAUAUUUCAGUUAAAUAUAUUGAUGUCCAGCCCUCACAUGUCUGGGUUGUAGUCUGCAGCUUGACAUACAGAUCCUAAUGAGAGGGCAUGAAGGUUAACUCUUUACAGUGAGAGUUUUGAUCCAUCCUCCAAUGGCAUUGCCCCAAGUUGGACAUCAGCAGCAGUGUAUAAUCUAACUCAUCAGCAACAGCGUUUGUUCUAUCUCUUAGUAAUAAUACACAUUACCUGACUUUAAAAAGAAAAAGAAAAAAAAGGACUGGAAAGUAUGUGAUGAAAACCGAGCCGAUAAUGUGUAAAACUAAAAUAAGCUGAAACACACAAGAUCAUGAUCAGUGGAAAGCUUAAUUUAUAAAGGUGUCAAACUAGUUCAUAUUUUAGUUAGUGUGCAUGUGCGCUCAUGUGUCUGUCAGCCCACACAUGUGUUAAAGGUUAUUGUAAUUCUCAUUAGUAAGGAUGACUCAUGAACAAAUGUCAGUGUGUUUCUUUGCCCCUGAAUAUCUGAGCCUGUGACCAAAGCUCUUGUACACACCUAUGUGUAAUAACUAGUAGGCUAAAGCUUGUUUAUGUGCUCAAUGGUGUUAGAAUUAUGCUAAAUUAUAUUUUCGAUAUACAAACUAGUGAAAGCUAGUUCCAUACUACAGUAUGUUAGACUGCUCUUCUUUGUUAAUAUAUUCUUGGGGUGAACAUGGCCCUGUCGAGCUCACACCUACACCCUGAAAUUUAACGCUGAACACCCUCUCUCUGCCAAACUAUUAUCAUAUUUUCACUUAUUCAUCAGGCAGGAAACAA
Molecule: messenger RNA, 5008 nt
Organism: Epinephelus fuscoguttatus (brown-marbled grouper)
Lineage: Eukaryota; Metazoa; Chordata; Actinopteri; Perciformes; Serranidae
Gene: socs5b
Product: suppressor of cytokine signaling 5b
Exons: 3
Coding region: 559-2247 (562 amino acids)
Biological process (GO): intracellular signal transduction; phosphatidylinositol phosphate biosynthetic process
Cellular component (GO): phosphatidylinositol 3-kinase complex
Molecular function (GO): 1-phosphatidylinositol-3-kinase regulator activity
Source: RefSeq, a predicted model, not a curated record